AUGGCGUUCUUGGGCCGUCUGGGCUGGGUCUCUAUCACCAUCCCUCCUAGCUUGUGGAUUAUCACAGACCUUGUGAUGCUGAACUUGUCUUCCAAUCAUUUGAGCGGUCAAUUGUCAUCUCAGCUUGGAAAUUUGAAGUCAAUCAAUUAUUCUUUGGAUUUAUCAUUCAAUAAUUUUUCAGAUGAUAUUCCUAGCUCAAUUGAUGGUUGCCAAACACUAUCAUUUCUUAACUUAUCAAAUAAUAUGUUUAGUGGAACUGUACCUGAAUCCUUGGGAAAGGUUAGAGGUUUGAUAGCAAUGGAUUUAUCUUACAAUAAUCUUCCCGGAUCAAUACCUAAGUCCUUUGAAGACCUCCACUUUCUUGAAAAUUUUAAUGUUUCCAACAAUGAAUUGGAGGGGAAAAUUCCGGAAGGGGGUCGUUUUCGUAACUUCAGCGCUACGUCUUUUUUUGACAACUUAGCUCUGUGUGGUCCUAUAGUAUUUCAAGUUCCACACUGCUCAGAAAAUCAUCAUAGAUCAUGGUUAAAGAAACGCAUGGUGCCAUUACUUGUUUUGGCUGUCAUUGUGGUGAUUGUAAUGCUUGUUAUCAUAAGUAAGUGUAAGCAGAAAAGAGUGGCUGAUAUUCCAUCAUUAAUAACUGAAUACAGAAGAAUUUCGUAUAUGGAACUUGAACGAGGAACAAGUUCAUUUAGCAAAACCAACCUACUUGGAAGUGGUAGUUUUGGUUCUAUAUUCGAAGCAACACUUUCUGAUGGGUUGAAAGUUGCAGUAAAGGUGUUCAACAUGGGACUGCAAGAGGCAUUAAGGAGCUUUAAUGUUGAAGCUACUAUAUUGAGUAGCAUUCGACACAGAAACUUAGUUCGAGUUAUUGGAUGUUGUUCUAAUAUGGAGUUCAAAGCAAUUAUUCUCACUUACAUGCCAAAUGGGAGCUUGGAGAAAUGGUUACAUUCCAACAUCUACGGUUUGGAUCUUAUGCAGAGAUUGAAGAUAGCAGUAGAUGUUGCAGCAGCCUUUGAAUAUCUUCACCAUGGCCAUACAUUCCCAGUUGUUCAUUGUGAUAUAAAGCCAAGUAACGUGUUGCUUGAUCAAGACAUGACUGCUCAUCUUGCUGAUUUUGGUAUUUCCAAGCUUUUCGAUGGAGGAGAAACGGUCAUUCAAACACAAACAGUGGCAACCACAGGUUACGCAGCACCAGGUGAUGCAUGA
Messenger RNA from Salvia hispanica, 1206 nucleotides. The record is from RefSeq and is a predicted model, not a curated record. Lineage: Eukaryota; Viridiplantae; Streptophyta; Magnoliopsida; Lamiales; Lamiaceae.